Colias croceus (clouded yellow) is the source of this 596-nucleotide messenger RNA. RefSeq lists its product as uncharacterized. The record is from RefSeq and is a predicted model, not a curated record. The transcript is spliced from 2 exons. The coding region runs from base 45 to 386 and encodes 113 amino acids. NCBI's taxonomy places the organism in Eukaryota, Metazoa, Arthropoda, Insecta, Lepidoptera, Pieridae.
UUCUAGUCAAGCAAUCAAAAGAUAGCCACGUAAGAUGUGACACAAUGAGACAAGUAAUAAUUAUAUUGUUGUUAUUAGUGUUUUGUGUAUGUUUGUACGAUGCUAAGGACUUAGUUGUUGGCACGAGAAUAAAUAACUUGUUGAUAUCGACAGAAAAAGUUGUGUAUAAAGGAAUACCGUUUAUAAGAAGGGAUAAGGAUUAUAACUACACAGAUCCUAAGCAGAGGGUUAUUAAGGGUAUCAUAGCCCGUGACCUAUCGCGGACAGACGCGGAGGUGACGCUGGUCUCCGGCGGGGUCGGGGACACCCACGUCACACUGCAUCUGCGCAGCGAGCGGGGGGAGGGACUCAACUACCUCAUACUAAUCUUUAGUCAGAAUAAAUGAUUAGCCAUAUAACUAAUGUAUGUUUGGAUUUGGUUUGCAAGGUUGUUUUUGGCUGUGACAUUGUUAUGAUAAGGAAGGAAGAAUGAUAGGAAGGACCAAGCGUAAUCGGGCAUUGAAAUAAAUAAGACACAAUCAUGGGCGUAGCCACGGUGGGGCAGGGUGGGGCUACCAGGCUUUGACCUGGAAGGUACCUAACAAAAUCUAAAAAUU